Molecule: messenger RNA, 3052 nt
Organism: Lineus longissimus
Lineage: Eukaryota; Metazoa; Nemertea; Pilidiophora; Heteronemertea; Lineidae
Product: C-C chemokine receptor type 3-like
Exons: 2
Coding region: 85-1173 (362 amino acids)
Biological process (GO): G protein-coupled receptor signaling pathway
Cellular component (GO): membrane
Molecular function (GO): G protein-coupled receptor activity
Source: RefSeq, a predicted model, not a curated record
GUAUCCUGCAAUCAAGAAAAUCUUACAGUAAAUACUUUCGAUUCUAUUCGGUCCGUCUCAGUUCAUAUUUCACAACCUUGGAGAAUGGUGGCAGGAGUGACCGCGCCCAACGGUACGGAGCUGCCGCGCCCUGAGACCUCGGUAGGGCCAACAUAUUCCUUCAUGGCGCAGAUGACGGCGGUUAUCUACUUAUAUUGGCCCUUCUUCACCGCAACUAUAGGCAUCAUUGGUAACAACAUGUCCCUCCUCAUCACAACCAAGAAAGACAACCGCAAACACAGCACCUGCGUCUACAUGGCCGGCUUGGCGAUCGUGGACACUUGCUUCGAAUUCGUCGUCUCCGCUUACAAGAUUGUUGUGUUCCAUGGUGUUGGCAAGAAUAUGGAAGAGAAUUUGAUGUUUUUAAGCUUCAUUUGGUACGGCGCAGAUGCAUUUGCCAUCACAUCCGGGCUCUUUCUGGCGGAAAUGAGCAUAGACCGCGCAAUCGCAGUGACAUUUCCGAUGAAAGCAGCUUCCAUCUGCACGGCUUCAAGGGCACUCAAGGUCACAGUCGUGACAUGCGUAAUACAACUGACAUUCAACAUCCAAGCGUUUUUUAGCUACAAAUUACCGGACCCACCCAAUGGCGUUGUACUUCGUCACGUGCCAAACAUGCCAUGGGUGGAACAAUUUUUGAAUUUUUACCAAGUUUUAUUCGGUACUAUUUUACCUUUCUCCAUUUUAAUCAUCUGUAAUACAAUUAUUAUCAUUAACGUGCGACGCGCUUCUAAGAAACGGAAAAAAAUGGAUUUAUCAAAAUCUCACCGGAAGUCCAAAGAACCUAACCUGACCGCGCUACUCCUAGUGACAUCAUUUGCUUACUUCGUCUGCUCUAUUCCAAAGAGAAUCUACGAGGCGAUUGUUCCAGCGUUUAUUCAAUACGACCUGGACGACCCCUACUGGGGCACGCGCUACUGGUUGCAGUGGUGGAUCUUCACAGAGAUUUGGCAUCUUAAUUUCGCCAUUAAUUUUUAUGUUUACUUUCUUGGUGGAGGGGCCAAAUUCCGGCGGGACGCCAAGGAAAUCUUUACGAAGUAUUUUAAAGAUGUCUUGAGAGACAAUCGAGGAAUGGCCAUGACACAAUCUACUGCAACCAGACAGAGUCGGCCAUGCCACAGUCUACCAUCAUCGUAAGCUAGAGUCGGCCAUGCCGCAAUCUACCAUCAUCAUCGCAAACUGGAGUCGGCCAUGCCACACAGUAUGCCACAAUCUACCAUCACAGCAAGCUAGAGUCAGCCAUGGCACAAUCUACCAUCGCAUGCUGGAGUUGACCACAGCACAAUCUACCAUCACAAGCUAGAGUUGGCCACAGCACAACCCACCAUUGCAAGCUGUAGAUAGAGUCGAGCAUGGCACAAUCUACCAUCAUCGUAAGCUAGAGUCGGCCCUGGCACAAUCUACCAUCAUCGUAAGCUAGAGUCGGCCCUAGCACAAUCUACCAUCGCAUGCUGGAGUUGACCACAGCACAAUCUACCAUCACAAGCUAGAGUUGGCCACACCACAACCCACCAUUGCAAGCUGUAGAUAGAGUCGAGCAUGGCACAAUCUACCAUCGCGAGACGUAUUAGACGGAAGAGAAUGGCACAAUCUACCAUCGCAAGACAGAGUCGAGCAUGGUGCAGUCUACCAUCGAUAUUGAUUUUGUAUUUGUAAUUUCUAACAUUAACUAUGAAUUUCGGCUUUAAAGAUUUAAAGAUUUACAGAUUGCGAAUCGUCUCCACCGCAUUUUCUUUAAGUGGUUCACAACGGUCCACCUUACAGAACACGCCCAAGAAUAGUGAUUUCGUGUCUUUUGACUGCGAUGGCAACUAGAUACACACUUCAGUUGGAUGUCAGAAGCAGUUGGUCGAUUGCUUCUAAGAUGCAUCCGGAUGCGACCAGAUUAGGAUACACUUUGUCGCCACUUCAGUGGAGACCAAAGAAUAGAAGAAAUAAGUCGGAUGCGACCAGAUGGGGUUAUAUUUCGCCACUGGACUGUCGGGAAUGAAUGUAGUAUCGCAUGAUGGUGAGCACGGCGAGUGUGUAAUGUGACUGACGUCGUCAGUCUUAGGAUGUCCUCCUGCGAGAUAUUUAUAUUUUCUCCUCAAUGAUUUUCUAUAUUUUCUCAUUUUGUCAACAUGGGAUUGAGACGACAACAACCUGUUGAUAUAGUGUGAGAAUCGGAAAACCGUUGUCGUCAUUACCGAAGAUGCAUGAGACCACACGUCCACUUUGUGGUCAGACCGGACCUGACCCGUCCCACUGCAACAUAGCGGAUCGUAGCCUAUUUAAAUGGGCUAGCCGGUGCUAUGCAGAGAUGGUGCGCAUUACUCCGGAUGUCGUCUGCAGUCACAAUCCGAAAAUGAUGAGGAAAUAGUGCUGGCCGCAUGGCUGAGGUCAUCUUCCUCGGAGUAUAGUUGACAGCAAAUUCGACCAGGAGCCCACACCGCUUUGAAGGUGGCAUGCCGCACCUGCCGCCAAAUCGCUUAAAAGAAGUGGUGUUGUCGUCUAAAAAGCCGCGACGACUUCUGAUAGAGUUUAUAGCAUAUGCACGAUCUUCGAGCAUUUUCAAUGGAGCUAGCGAAUUAGUCCAUUCAUCUGCACGAUUAUUUGGCAAGAUGAUACGCGUAUUUCCCGUCGCCAAAACAGAAGACAUCGAGAACGGCCCCGUGGGAAAGAGCCGUUCUGGGGGUAUUUUGUCACUCAUCGCCACGAACUGUGUCUCGGUUUAAUGUAUAGCGACCCUGAACCCAGCGGACAGAGUUGCUGUAAACUAUCGACAAUCUCUUUAUUAUGUACCUCCGUACUACUGACGGCGUUGCAAUAUCAGAAGUCGCGAGCAGAUAAGCACCUGGAAGACUGACCAACAAUACCAGAUAACCAGCUGGAAGAGUGAACACCGAGACCAGCUGGAGGACAGUUAACAUCCAAGAAUAUUGGAAUUAGUCCUUAAAGCCCUCUACCCAGCUCUCAAAACCUCACUAUGUAUAACGAAAUUCUUCGAUACCUCAUUCCAUUUCAUACGGACGCCAGG